AUGGAGAUGUCAGCAUUCACCGACCGCCUUCGUAGCGGCAAGGCGCCAGAAUUCCCCUCUGACGCUAACACGCUCUCCUUUGCCCAGAAGUUGGACUCUCAAGACUCGCUUCGCCAUCUGCGGGAUGAAUUCCUCAUUCCGACCAAGACGUCGUUCAAGAAGAAGGCACUCGAUGGCACUAUUCCUGGAACAGUGCCUUUACCAAACGGCACCGCCAACGGCACCCAUCAAUCCAAUGGCUCGCCCACGGCAGAUGACUCGGAGAAGGUCAUUUAUUUCGUCGGGAACUCCCUCGGCGCGCAACCCAAGGCUGUCCGCAGGUAUAUCGACGCCCAGCUCGAAACCUGGGCAUCCAUUGGCGUUAACGGCCACUUCACGGACAUGGGAGACUCGCCCCUAGUCGCAUGGCAGGAUAUGGCUGAGGACUGCGCCGUGAAGUCUGCCGACCUCGUCGGAGCGUCGCCCCACGAGAUUGUCAUCAUGAACACUCUCACCGCGAACCUCCACAUGAUGAUGGCAAGCUUCUACAAGCCCACCGAGAAGCGCCAUAAGGUCAUCCUCGAGUGGAAGCCUUUCCCUAGCGACCACUACGCCAUCGAGAGCCAGAUCGCUUGGCACGGACUUGACCCGGCCAAGAGCAUGGUUAAGAUUGAGCCGGAUGAGAAUUGUCUCAUUCCCACCCAGAAGAUCCUCGAUACUAUCGAUGAGCACGGUGACGAGACUGCGUUGAUCCUGUUACCCGGAAUUCAGUACUACUCCGGUCAGUACUUUGACAUGCCGCGCAUCACAGCCUACGCAAAGGCCAAGGGCAUCGUCGUGGGAUGGGACCUCGCGCAUGCCGCCGGUAACGUGGAACUUAGGCUGCACGAUUGGGACGUCGACUUUGCCUGCUGGUGUACGUACAAGUACAUCAACGCCGGACCUGGCAGCAUUGCUGGAGCAUUUGUCCACGAGCGCCAUGGCCGCGUUGAGUGGGCCGAUGAUGCUGGUAUUGAUGGUACGGGGCGCCCUUCGUACCGCCCACGCCUCAUGGGCUGGUAUGGUGGCGACAAGAGAGUGCGGUUCAACAUGGACAACAAGUUUGUGCCAACUCCCGGCGCAGCUGGCUACCAGCUGUCCAACCCGUCGAUUAUUGACCUAGCCUCGCUGUCUGGAGCGCUCAGCGUGUUUGGCAAGACAUCGAUGCACGAUCUUCGGAGCAAGGCUCUGGUUCUCACAGCGUAUGCCGAAUAUCUGAUGGACGAGAUGCAGGCUUCUUCUCCUUCGGACAGCGAACCACCCUUCCGCAUAAUCACACCUCGAGACCCGGCGCAGCGGGGCACCCAGCUAAGCGUUGUCUUCGCUAACUCGGAGCUUCACGACGCUGUGAGCGCGUCGCUUGAGGAAAACGGCGUCAUGUGCGAUAAGCGGAAACCCAAUGUCAUCCGUGUGGCACCUGUGCCGCUGUACUCGCGAUUUGAGGAUGUGUGGAGGUUUAUGCAGAUUCUCAGGGAAGCGGUAAGGCUGGACAAGGCAUGA
Molecule: messenger RNA, 1518 nt
Organism: Scedosporium apiospermum
Lineage: Eukaryota; Fungi; Ascomycota; Sordariomycetes; Microascales; Microascaceae
Product: Kynureninase 2
Exons: 2
Coding region: 1-1518 (505 amino acids)
Biological process (GO): NAD+ biosynthetic process
Cellular component (GO): cytoplasm
Molecular function (GO): kynureninase activity; pyridoxal phosphate binding
Source: RefSeq, a predicted model, not a curated record